AUGGCUACAACUGGCUUGGAGCAAAUGAAAGGAACCACUGGAGACGGAAGGUUAAGUAUGCCCACUGAAAAUAUGACCUCGCCGUCUACUACUAAACUUAAUGAAUUGCUACGAGGAUUGAAAGAACAAGUUCAAGCCCAGACCGAGGCCCAGACUGAAGCUGAGUCAGGAGUUGAUGUGACUGAGCCAGUCACAACUUCUGACGAGACGAAUUCUGGCCAGGCUACAGGUUCUGUUUCUCAAAAUUAUACAGUGUCCAAAGCUGAUGGAAAGACCAGGAAAGUUUCGGUAUCGGUACCGAACGAUCGACAACAGGACACAGCAAACGCAGUUGCUCAGUUUGGGAAACCGGGAUCAGAUUUAUCGACACAGCUGCAUGAAUUGAUCAAUAACAACUCGGAGUUGGGAUCGAGACUGCUAUCGCUUUUGCUCGUGAGCAGUGGGAACGCAACAGAUAUUAUUAACGCUGUAAAUAAUGGCGAUCUGUCGAAACUGAAUGGACUCACAAAAAUAUCACAACCGCCACCAUCGCUAGCGACUUCGACUACUGGUAACGAGAAAAAGACCACCACCACCACUACUACUAAUACCACUAUAUCGGAUAAACAGGAUUCAGUUGGUACUGAUAUAACGAAAGAUGACAUAGCAGAAGAAGAUAACGAUCUGAUAUGGAAACAACUAGAGAAACGGAGAAAGAAUACAGAAGCGUCGGCGAGAUUCAGAAUACGCAAGAAACAAAGAGAAAAGGAGAAGUUUCAACAGUUGAGACAGCUAACUAAAGAUAUUAACGAUAUGUACGAUACCAUCGAUUCUCUCAUUAGUGAAAAUAGUUACUGGAAGAAGAAACUAGAGGAACUGAAUGAAAUUAAAUCGAAGGAGUUAUUGGACAAUAUCAAACGACGCAAUGGUCUAUAG
Kluyveromyces lactis is the source of this 915-nucleotide messenger RNA. RefSeq names its product Met28p (gene MET28). NCBI's taxonomy places the organism in Eukaryota, Fungi, Ascomycota, Saccharomycetes, Saccharomycetales, Saccharomycetaceae. Gene Ontology annotation, cellular component: nucleus; Cbf1-Met4-Met28 complex. The transcript has a single exon. Bases 1 to 915 code for a protein of 304 amino acids. Gene Ontology annotation, biological process: regulation of transcription by RNA polymerase II. The record is from RefSeq and is a predicted model, not a curated record. Gene Ontology annotation, molecular function: DNA-binding transcription activator activity, RNA polymerase II-specific; RNA polymerase II transcription regulatory region sequence-specific DNA binding.